AGGCUCUCAUCUCUGCCGGUGAUCGCAGAUCUAUCGGGGCCUUGGGUUCUUUCUUCUUCUGAUUUCGUGGCUGGCGUCUUUGAACUCGCUUAAAAUACUGUGCAGAUAGCUUAUUCUCCCAGUCCCUCAAUACUGAUAAUGCUUUGGGGGGGACAGUACGGAGAGAGUUACAAGCAAGCAGGAACCGGGGUAUGUGAUAGGGAGAUCAGCAAUGGAAAGCGAUUUGACAAUGACGGUAUCUUCUGAUGGCCUCAGCAAAGGACUUCAGAAAAUGCGAUCUCUAAAUGGGAGGACAAGUGGUCCUACAAGGCGUUCGACAAAGGGGCAGUGGACUGCAGAAGAGGAUGAAACGUUAUGUAAAGCUGUUCAGCAAUUCAAUGGCAAGAACUGGAAAAAAAUAGCGGAGUGUUUCAAGGAUCGAACUGAUGUCCAGUGCUUGCAUCGGUGGCAGAAAGUUUUGAACCCAGAGCUUGUUAAAGGUCCAUGGUCGAAAGAGGAGGAUGAAGUAAUAGUUCGUCUAGUGGAGCAAUAUGGAGCCAAAAAAUGGUCCACCAUUGCACAACACCUUCCUGGUCGCAUUGGUAAGCAGUGUCGGGAGAGGUGGCAUAAUCAUCUGAAUCCUAACAUAAACAAGGAGGCUUGGAGUCAGGAAGAGGAGUUAGCGCUGAUUAACGCCCAUCAAAUCUAUGGGAAUAAGUGGGCGGAGUUAACGAAAUUCUUGCCUGGGCGGUCAGACAAUGCUAUUAAGAAUCAUUGGAACAGUUCUGUUAAGAAGAAAUUGGACUCCUACUUGGCAUCAGGCUUGCUUGCACAGUCCCAAGGGUUGCCUCGUUUCAGCCAUACGAAUCAAUCAACUGCUUCUACUUCCUCAUGGGUGCAACAGUAUAGUGGAGAUGAUAGCAUUCCCAAAGAUAUUACAGAGACCGAGGAUGUCUCAGAUUGCAGUCAAGGUUCAACUUUUGGGGGAUGUUCAAAAGCCACUAUGGCAAAUGCAAUUGCUGGAUAUGCUCAAAAUGAAAGCCAAUCAGCUGAAAAUUCUAAUCAAGAUCUUGGCUCUUAUCCAAGUUCAGGUUUGCCUUGCGAAUUGUCUGAUUCUUCCAAGAUGGUCGAACAAUGUUUCUCACAUGAUUGGGUAACUUCAGAUAAAGAUUGGCAGAUUUCUUCCAACGAGUUACAAAAGAUCCCUUCACUAGAUUUGAGUGAGGACUCAGAAUUCAUAAACUGUAUAGAUGUUGAUCAGAACCAUGAAGUGGCACCCUAUCCAACUCAAAGUUCUGUCAAUUUUGGCGCUUCUACUUCAAUUGGCAACCUGGUUGUUGCUUCUGAUGUGGCAGAGCAUAUGUUGAUGUCUGAAGAUGACUGUUCCAGGGUGAUAUACCCACCUGAUGGAUCUACCUUGUCCUAUGCCUCUGAAAAUUUGUACAAGUGUCCAAAUAGCAACGAAGAUGGAUCUGCAGACUCGUUAAUUUAUCAGCCAUCAAACGGUGAAGUUCCUAAUGAUAGUAAUAUAAAUUCACAAUCAUAUUAUUCAGAUUUGCUGGGAACUCCAUGUUAUCAGUCUAUAUGCAUGCCUUUACAACCACCAUCUGGUCAAGGUACAAAUAACUUCAAUAGUGAAUCCAAUCAGUUUAAUGGUCCUUCAAUCAACAAUCAAGAACUCCCUGUGCACGCCCAUAAUGGACUUCCUUACGCGAAUGAUUCUAGCAAUACUGAUUUUUGCAAUAGUCAAGAUAUUGUGGGGUCACAAAAUCAUAGAGAUCAAGUUAACGAUUCUUUGGAGGUAGUACCUACAGAUGCGUUUAGUUUAGCACAACUCCAAAGUGAUCCGUCAGUUGAUCAAGUUCAUGUUUCAGAAACCGAGCAGCACGAUACAGGAGUUUUAUCUUAUGAUCCUCCUCGAUUCCCAAGCUUGGACAUCCCAUUCUUUAGCUGUGAUCUAGUACAAUAUGGUGGUGAAAUGCAGCAUGAAUAUAGUCCUCUUGGUAUUCGGAAGCUGAUGAUGUCAUCUGGGAACUGUUUUAGUCCAUACAGAUUGUGGGACUCACCUUCACGAGCAGACAGCCCAGAGGCUGUGCUGAAAAGUGCUGCCAAGACUUUCACAGGCACACCAUCUAUAUUAAAGAAGAGAAAUCGUGAUUUGUGUUCACCUUUGUCUGAGAAAAGAUGUGAAAAGAAGUUAGAGCGCACCUCUUUCUCCAACUUGGCUAGAGACUUCUCUAGGUUGGAGGUUAUGUUUGAUGACAGUAAGAGCCAAGAGUCACCAUCAUUUAGUCACAAGGAGGAUUAUGGACCAUUUGUUGAAGAUAAAGAAAAUGUGAUACCUGCUACUGAAGGGAGGGAAAAGGACGGUGGAAACAGCACAAUAACGAAAUCUUGUCAGGUGCAACAGUCAUCUGGAGUUCUUACGGAACGGAACUUGGAUAAUCUGUCAUUCUUUUCUCCUGAUAAAUUUACCACCAAAGCAGAUACACCCAAGGGUCCAAAUGCUAAAAUAUCUGGAAAAACAAGCUCCAGUAGUUCAGAAGUUGUGCCAGAUCAUGUUACUGCCAUGGCAUCUUCUUGUGAUAAUCCGUGUCAAUCCCUUGUCAGCCCUCAUACUGUUUCCGGGAAGAAGGCUGGAAGUUGCCUUGUUGCAUCCAUGCACUCUGCUCCUAAUACUGUUGAAAAAUCUGGGAAUGAUGCUUCAGUCGAAACCUUUGGCUUAUUUGGUGAAACUCCCUUCAAGAGAAGCUUUGAUUCUCCUUCUGCAUGGAAAUCCCCUUGGUUCUCAUUUCUGCCUGGCCCACGGGUUGAUACAGAUAUAACAAUUGAGGAUAUUGGUUACUUUGUGAGCCCAAGGGAAAGAAGCUAUGAUGCUCUUGGGUUAAUGAAACAGUUAAGUGAGCAUACUGCUCCUGCAUAUGCAAAUGCUCAGGAGGUCUUGGGAGAUGAAACUCCUGAUUCCAUACUUAAGAAGAGAUAUGAAGAGAAGGGGGAAAGGAGUCGGCAAGAAUCAAAUCUCUUGACAGAGAGAAGGGUGCUGGAUUUCAGUGAAUGUGGAAGUCCCAGCAAAGGAACGGAGGGUGCAAGUUUCUCGAGUCCGUCUUCCUAUCUGUUGAAGGGUUGCAGGUAACUUGUAGUAUGCAACAUAUAACAAGUUUAUACAUGUGUAGCCUCCCAGGGCUAUUAUAGUCAAUCCUAGUA
Molecule: messenger RNA, 3183 nt
Organism: Cynara cardunculus var. scolymus (artichoke)
Lineage: Eukaryota; Viridiplantae; Streptophyta; Magnoliopsida; Asterales; Asteraceae
Product: transcription factor MYB3R-1
Exons: 12
Coding region: 212-3112 (966 amino acids)
Biological process (GO): regulation of DNA-templated transcription
Cellular component (GO): nucleus
Molecular function (GO): DNA-binding transcription factor activity, RNA polymerase II-specific; RNA polymerase II cis-regulatory region sequence-specific DNA binding
Source: RefSeq, a predicted model, not a curated record